This is a messenger RNA of Alligator sinensis (Chinese alligator), 999 nucleotides long. Its product is annotated as spermatid-associated protein-like. Lineage: Eukaryota; Metazoa; Chordata; Crocodylia; Alligatoridae. The record is from RefSeq and is a predicted model, not a curated record. The coding region runs from base 178 to 840 and encodes 220 amino acids. The transcript is spliced from 2 exons.
AACCACAAUCUCUUGAGUGUCUGUCACCAAGGCAUUGGAUGGCAAGCUGAUUAAAGAGCAACACCAAAAGUGCUUACUGAGCCUUCAGUUUCAUUUUUCAUCUGAUGAAUUACUAGCAGGCUAAGCCGAGUUUGAACCACAGACCCCACCCCCUUGAGGGUGCAGCUAAGUGACAAGAUGAUUUAUUUUGAGGAUGGCAAGUGGUUAAAUGAAAACAGUUCUUUACCUGUACAGCCCUCUUCCACCUCCUCCUCCCAACAGAAAAAGCUUAACCAAAGCCUUUGGAAGGAGAAUCAGAUCCUCCGGGAGGAGAAUCAUGUCCUUCGUCAGGAAAACAGGGCUUGUCGUGUGGAGAACAAGGCCUUCCACCAAGAGAAUCAAACCAUUCGAGAAGAAAAUAAGAUCCUCUGGGAGGAGAACAAGAUCUUCCAGGAGAGGAAAAAAAACUUAGAGAAACAAAGUGUUCUUGAAAAGCAGGAAAAUGCCCUCCGAAAACAAAACAAGGCCCUUCGGGAAGAGAUUAUAGCUCUGAAAAAGCAAGAAAUAGCCUUUGCAAUGGAGGAAAAAGCACUUCAGCACGAAAUUAUGGCCUUGUGGGAAGAGAACAAGGCCUUCCAAGAGCAGAUCAAGGUUCUCCAUAAGGAUGACAAAGCCCUCCGUGAAGAGGAAAAGGCACUUCGUGAGGAGAAAAUUGCACUCCAUGAGGAGAAACUAUCUAUCCAGGAGGAGUACAAAGCUCUUACGGAGGAGAAUACUGCCCUCAAUAAUGAGAAGAAAGCCCUGCUGGAGGAAAACAAAGCCCUUCAGGACUUGAACAAAGCCCUCUGUGGGGGGGAAUAGAACAAUUUAGGGAAAAAAAGACUUUGGCAGGAGGAAGAAGGAGGACAAAGUUGUAGCCAGAGGUUAUGGGCCAGUUUGUAGACUAAGAAAGCAAUGUAAGCACAAGGGUAAAAACUGGGUGUUUGGCUUAGUGUUGAGACAUUGUAAUUUCAGUUGUGU